Salvia miltiorrhiza (redroot sage) is the source of this 877-nucleotide messenger RNA. Its product is annotated as probable plastid-lipid-associated protein 8, chloroplastic. Bases 60 to 761 code for a protein of 233 amino acids. The transcript is spliced from 4 exons. NCBI's taxonomy places the organism in Eukaryota, Viridiplantae, Streptophyta, Magnoliopsida, Lamiales, Lamiaceae. The record is from RefSeq and is a predicted model, not a curated record.
UAAAAUUAAAAAUAAUAUACAAAACAAAGCAAAACUACGGCUGCAAAACUUGGAAUUAUAUGGCUGCCAUCGCCACUUCUUCUGCUGCAAAUGCUGUCGCCAAAUUUUCUCUUCCGUUUUCCUCGCCGAGGAAUUCGCCGCAGUUCCUUUCUGUUCCACGCCGAGCUCGAUCUUCCGCCGGCGUCUGUGCUUCGUUGUCCUCGGCGGCUCCGGUGCUGUCUAAACCCGAUGAUUUGGUGGAGACCAUUCUGUCCAAGGUAGUGCAAACAGAUAGAGGAGUUCUACUGGCAGGGAGUGAACACCAAAAGGUCGCUGAAGUGGCUAACGAGCUGCAAAAGUUCUGCGUCAGUGAGCCGGUGAAGUGUCCUCUCAUAUUCGGAGAGUGGGACGUCGUGUACUGUUCAAAUCCUACAUCGCCUGGUGGUGGAUACCGGAGUGCAGUAGGCCGGCUUGUGUUCAAGACCAAGGAGAUGGUUCAGGUGGUCGAGGCCCCCGACGUUGUGAGGAAUCAAGUAUCCUUCUCCCUCUUCGGCUUCAUUGAUGGAGAAGUCUCGUUGAAUGGGAAGCUGAGGGCUUUGGAUGAGAAAUGGAUACAAGUAGUGUUCGAGGCGCCUGAGCUCAAGGUUGGGGGGCUGGAGUUUAGAUAUGGCGGCGAGAGUGAAGUGAAGCUCCAAAUCACAUACGUAGAUGAGAAGAUCAGAUUAGGAGUAGGCUCCAGAGGCUCUCUAUUUGUUUUCCAAAGAUGCACACCAAUAUCAUGACUUCUAUGUAAUAUAUUUGCAGGCAAAACUAUAAUACUUUUUAUGUUUCUUUUCAUGGGAAAUGUGAACAACACAACCCUAUUAUGAAUAAUAAGUUUGUAUGUUGUUAUGAGAGA